Parasteatoda tepidariorum (common house spider) is the source of this 1055-nucleotide messenger RNA. NCBI's taxonomy places the organism in Eukaryota, Metazoa, Arthropoda, Arachnida, Araneae, Theridiidae. The record is from RefSeq and is a predicted model, not a curated record.
UAAAUAACGAAUCAAGUUUGAUAUUUAGUUUUUCGCGGUUCUUUGAUGUUUUUAUUGUCUUUAUUUUGAAUUUGGAUUCCCGUUACAAGAGAAAUAUUAUGUUAUUCAUAUAUUCCUUAUUUUAAUCUUUCGAUAUCAGUUAAAUCAAGAUGUAUAUAAAAAGUAUUACCCUUGAAGGAUUUAAAUCAUAUGGUUCGAAGGUGGAAAUAAAAGGAUUUGAUCCUCAAUUUAAUGCUAUUACUGGACUAAAUGGAAGUGGAAAAUCCAAUAUUUUGGAUUCGAUAUGCUUCGUUUUAGGCAUACAAAAUUUGCAACAAGUUCGUGCCACCAAUUUAAACGAGCUUGUUUAUAAAAAUGGACAAGCCGGAAUCAACAAAGCAACAGUAACCAUAACAUUUGAUAAUUCCGAUAAGCCCUCAAGUCCAAUUGGAUAUGAUAACUGUUCAGAAAUUGAAGUCACCAGAACGGUAAUCACAGGAGGGAAAUCCAAAUAUGCCAUUAAUCGUUCAAAUGCAAACAAUAACCGUGUUCACGACUUAUUCCAAUCUGUACAACUCAAUGUGAAUAAUCCUCACUUCCUUAUCAUGCAAGGACGUAUAACAAAAGUACUGAAUAUGAAGCCACUUGAAAUUUUGUCCAUGAUUGAGGAAGCUGCUGGAACAAGAAUGUAUGAAGAUAAAAAAGAAAGUGCUCUUAAAAAUUUGGAAAAGAAAGAUUCAAGACUUCGAGAAAUCAACACGAUGCUGACUGAGCAUAUUUGUCCUCAAAUGGAGAAAUUAAAAGAAGAAAGAAAGGAAUACACUGAAUAUACGAGAGUUGUGAGGGAUCUUGAACAUUUAUCUAGAAUUUAUAUUGCUUGGGACUUCACUAGAACUGAAGAAGCUGUUUCUAGAGCUGGAGAAGAGAAAGGGAAUCUUUUACAAAGUUUUGAGGAUUGCAAAAAAAUGAUAAGUGAGAAACAAGAGCAAAUAAAAGAGGCUGAGGCUAAAAUUUCUGAAAUAGAACAAAAAGCAGCUGGGGUAAUUAGUUUUCAAUAUUAAAUUUUUUUUUAUUAA